UGUUUUCGCAAUCAAGAAUAUGUCCGUCCUGGUGCCCCGUAGUACGACGUCAUCAGAAAGAGACUGUUGAACACAGCGGCUUCUGGGUUUACCAUGGCAUGGUGAAGAGCGUUUCUGAAUUCCUGACCUUCAACUAACUAUUUGAUCCAAACCUAAAGCAGGUUUUCUGAAAUUCACGCGAUAUGUCCGUGAAACACGCGUCUGUCCACGCAAAAUGGGUCAUUGGCAGAGUCAUUGGAACGAAGAUGCAGAAGACCGCUAAGGUGCGCGUGACCAGGCUGACGCUGGACCCGUACCUUCUCAAGUACUACAACAAAAGAAAGACGUACUUUGCACACGACCCCUUGGAGCAGUGCACUGUGGGAGACAUAGUCCUGCUGAAGGCCUUGCCGGAGAGGAGGACCAAACACGUGAAGCAUGAACUGGCAGAUAUUGUGUACAAGGUGGGGAACGUGGUGGACCCACUGACGGGGAAGAGGGUAGCAGGAACCACUUUCCUGGAGCCCCCCUGGGACGACACGCAGGCAUCAGCCAAAUCUCUGACUGAGAAACUGCAGGAAUUAAACAUCACAGCCUCGGACUCUCCAAAUCACUGAUAGCUGGAAAUACCCCACCCUACCGUGCCCUGUGAAAUAAAUGUAUUUUUUAAUGUG
Anguilla rostrata (American eel) is the source of this 653-nucleotide messenger RNA. It is a transcript of the gene mrps17, whose product is annotated as mitochondrial ribosomal protein S17. NCBI's taxonomy places the organism in Eukaryota, Metazoa, Chordata, Actinopteri, Anguilliformes, Anguillidae. Gene Ontology annotation, molecular function: structural constituent of ribosome. The transcript has 3 exons. Gene Ontology annotation, cellular component: mitochondrial small ribosomal subunit; ribosome. The record is from RefSeq and is a predicted model, not a curated record. Bases 183 to 596 code for a protein of 137 amino acids. Gene Ontology annotation, biological process: mitochondrial translation.